Messenger RNA from Rhineura floridana, 540 nucleotides. RefSeq names its product transmembrane protein 88B (gene TMEM278). NCBI's taxonomy places the organism in Eukaryota, Metazoa, Chordata, Lepidosauria, Squamata, Rhineuridae. The record is from RefSeq and is a predicted model, not a curated record. The transcript has 2 exons. The coding region runs from base 1 to 540 and encodes 179 amino acids. Gene Ontology annotation, molecular function: PDZ domain binding. Gene Ontology annotation, cellular component: plasma membrane.
AUGUCCGACCAGGAGAUUGAUGACUUUGAUGUGGACAACCUGUCUGACACAUCGCGGAUGAUCAAGGGUCUGCCCCCGUACAACAUGGACGACCAACUUCUGCCCAUGGAGCGUCGUAGUACCUGCGGUUGUUGGGCCUGGACUUGCCUGGUGGCGGCGAUGAACUCUUUGGUCUUCCUGUUGAACAUCCUCCUGAUGGCCGCCAUCUUUGCCAUCGUGCUCCUGCCCACCAUCGUGGUGGUCUACUUUGGGUUCCAGUGCCACUCGCGGGUGCUCCACUCCGCAGCCUAUUACUGCAAGACCAUCCUGGACGACAACAGCUCCUCCGCUCUGAUCAUCCUCGGCUUCGUCAUCAUGUCCCCGCUCAUCGUGGUGGCCAUGGCCGUCUACUGCAGCUUGGUACGGCGCCUCCGCCUCUUCAUGUGCUUUCAGCCGUGGGCACGGGCGGUGUACAAGGGGGUGAAGUGGCGAUGGUAUGAAGAUGGAGGGCUCUGCGGAUGCGCAAAGGAGUGGAGCAGCCAAGUCAAGGCAUGGGUUUAA